This is a messenger RNA of Oryzias latipes (Japanese medaka), 297 nucleotides long. RefSeq names its product chemokine (C-X-C motif) ligand 12a (stromal cell-derived factor 1) (gene cxcl12a). Gene Ontology annotation, cellular component: extracellular region. Gene Ontology annotation, molecular function: chemokine activity. Lineage: Eukaryota; Metazoa; Chordata; Actinopteri; Beloniformes; Adrianichthyidae. The record is from RefSeq and is marked provisional. Gene Ontology annotation, biological process: chemotaxis; defense response; immune response.
AUGGAUGUGAAGCUCUUUGCGCUCACGGCCGCUCUCACAAUGGCAAUUUAUGCGCCUCAAACACACGCAAAGCCCAUCAGUCUGGCUGAGCGAUGCAGCUGCCGUUCAACUGUCAACAACGUCCCACGAAGUUUCAUCCGAGAGCUCAAGUUCAUUCACACACCUAACUGCCCCUUCCAAGUGAUUGCUAAACUGAAGACAAACAGGGAGCUGUGUAUCAAUCCAGAGGCGCGGUGGCUUCAGCAGUACCUGAAGAAUGCUCUUACUAAGAUGAAGAAAGCCAAGCAGAUCAUCUGA